UAUUUUGCCAUACACACACACUAACAGAUCUUGAGUGGAACGCGCGAAGAACUCCACGAUAAACGAACACGAAUUUCUUUCUCUAAUACCCUCUUCUAAAUUUCCUUACAUUUUCAAAUUUUGGUUUGAUGGAAAAAUCGGGGAAUGAAACAGGGAAUUGUUCAUGAUUUGAUACUGCAGAGUCUUUGAGAUUUGCGCCUUUUUUUUUGAAGAUCUUCACCGAAUCAAGAUGAAUUAAAGCAAAGGCGGCUGCAAUUUAUGAUGGUUUUUUCCAGUUACAGAGAGGAGAAGAAGAAGAAGAGGUCUAUUUCUCUGUCUGCAAUGCUGCUACUAGCCUGCUACUAUCAGUUCUUGUAGUAACGUGCUAUCUACGGAGGAAAUCUCUGAAAAUCCGCCAUUUCUAUUAUAGGCUUGAGGCUUCUUACACUGGGUUUGUUUCGGGCCAGUCAUUGCUCGACUUGGUAAGUCCCACAACUUGUCUAGCAGUAGCGGAAGGAGAUUGAUGGCGUGAACGAAUUUAAAGGAAAACAGGAGUCGUUUGUGUGUGUUUUUCUGCAGCGUUUGUUUCGUUAUAUUAUCAUCGAAGAUGAAGUUCAUGAAGUUAGGAUCGAAACCGGACGCUUUUCUAGCCGAUGGAAAAACUACUCGGUAUGUUUCAUCAGAAUUGCCAACGGACGUUACCAUUUUUGUCGGCGAAGUAAAGUUUCGUGUUCAUAAGUUUCCUCUGUUGUCCAAGAGCAAUUGCCUGCAAAAACUAGUAUCAAAAGCCAAUGAGGAGAAUUCCGAAGAAAUUCAUCUGAUUGAUUUUCCUGGUGGACCUAAGGCAUUUGAAAUAUGUGCAAAGUUUUGCUAUGGAAUCACUGUUACUCUUAAUGCCUAUAAUGUUGUGGCUGCUCGUUGUGCUGCUGAAUUCCUCGAAAUGACCGAAGAUAUCGAAAAAGGAAACCUUGUAUUCAAGAUCGAGGUGUUCUUAAACUCUAGCAUCUUUCGUAGUUGGAAAGACUCCAUCAUUGUGCUCCAAACAUCCAAAUCUCUUCUUCCAUGGUCUGAAGAUUUGAACAUUGUAGGGAGAUGUAUCGAUUCGAUUGCCUCGAAAACUUCUGUGGACCCUGCAAAUAUCACAUGGUCUUACACAUAUAACAGGAAGCUAGCAGAGGUAGAUAGAAUUGUAGAUGAUGGAAUGAAGGGUCAAAAGAAAAUUGACUGUGUACCAAACGACUGGUGGGUUGAAGAUGUUUGUGAGCUAGAGAUUGAUCUGUAUAGGCGUGUUAUGAUUGCUGUGAAAUCAAAGGGAAGAAUGGACGGUUCUGUAAUUGGGGAGGCGCUUAAAACUUAUGCUGUUAGAUGGCUACCAGACACUGUUAAUGCUUUGGCCUCUGAUGCUCAUAUUAAGAGGAACAGGUCUCUCAUUGAAACAAUCAUUUGCUUAUUGCCAUCCGACAGAACCACAGGUUGCUCAUGCGGUUUCUUGCUCAAACUCAUGAAGGUUGCCAUUUUGGUUGGAGCAGAUGAUGCAUCGAGGGAAGAUUUGGUGAAGAGAAUUAGCUUGAAACUACAUGAGGCUUCAGUCAAAGAUUUAUUGAUUCUUGCACAAUUUCCUCAAAUUACAAGAUAUGAUGUUGACUUGGUUCAUAGGAUUGUGAAUCAGUAUUUUGUUCAUCAUAAGUUUAACCGAGAUUCAGACGAUAUUGAGCGGAGCGAGAAAGGAGCUGAUAAUCUUUUACUGGGGCAUGGAUCCUCAUUGAAUGUAGCUAAAUUGAUUGAUGAGUACCUUGCUGAAAUUGCAGAUGACCCAAAUCUCUUACUCGCUAGGUUCAUCGACUUGUCACAGUCGAUUCCUGAAUUUGCAAGGCCAAUACAUGAUAGAUUGUAUAAAGCAAUCGACAUUUAUCUUAAGGUUCACCCAAAUUUGACAAAAGCUGAUAAGAGGAAGAUAUGUGGUCUGAUUGAUGUCAAGAAACUUACAACGGAGGCGUCGAUGCAUGCAGCGCAGAAUGAACGGCUCCCACUUAGAGUUGUCGUUCAAGUUCUCUUCUUUGAACAGGUUAGAGUCUCAGCUGGUGUCGAAGCACAAAACAACAACUCUCGAGACUCGUCGAGUGCAAUGACGAGCAUAGACGAAGAAUGCCCCAAGGAGUUGGACAACAGUAAGUCCCUAAAACACAAUGUGGGGCACAUGACGAUAAAUGAAGACAUUCAGAAAACUCAGUUGGCUAAGAAGAGCAGCAAGAACAGUAGAAGUGGCAUGAAGUUGUUGCCUUCAAGGUCGAGGAGAAUUUUCGAUAAGUUAUGGAUCGUGGGUAAAGGUCACGGGGAAGGUCGGAGUCCCGAAAUGUCGGGGAGUUCUCAGAGUCCAACUUCAGUGGUUCCUGUGCAUAUGAAGUCUUCUGGUACGUAUGCAAGACAGAGGCGGCACUCAAUAUCUUAGAUUAUGGAUAAAAGCUGUUGCAUCCAAAAUGUAGAAGGUGCUAGGAUGUCAUAUCGGUAAUGGUUUUCUAAUCAAUUUCUUUUAUGAGGAAAAAUGGUAGAUGAGACAUUUAAAUGCCAUUUGUAGAAACUGUUAAAUCAUUGUAUUUGCGCUUUAUAUGUAAAUCUAUGUUCAUUCAAAUCUC
Molecule: messenger RNA, 2612 nt
Organism: Cucurbita maxima (winter squash)
Lineage: Eukaryota; Viridiplantae; Streptophyta; Magnoliopsida; Cucurbitales; Cucurbitaceae
Product: BTB/POZ domain-containing protein NPY1-like
Exons: 5
Coding region: 587-2428 (613 amino acids)
Molecular function (GO): protein binding
Source: RefSeq, a predicted model, not a curated record